GUGCAUAAUGUGGAAUGUAGCGCGCAUGCGCAAAAACGUAUUGUGGUGAUCUUGAUAGUUUACAUUCGCAACGAUAAUAUUUGACGCUUUUAUUUCAAUCUGCUAGUGCUUGAAACAUACGAGGCUAUACUUUUCGUAUCUGAAGCUCAAGACUUUCUAUCAAAGAAGCAAGUAUUUUUGUGACAAUUUCACUUCGCUACUCUCAUCACCUAGAUGGUAUAAAGACGAUGCUGUAAAUUUGAGGAAAAGAAUAACUGUUGAAUGUGCUGUGCUGCUCCAUGAUGGGGUCUAAACGAAAUGGAAGUGCCAUGACAGUUGUAGCCUUUGAAGGAGAGUUGAAUGGUAUUGUAAAGGAGUACCUGGAUUUCUGUGGUUUGGAACAAUCACAUAAAAUCUUUGAAGCAGAGACCAAAGCCAAAGGCCGUCCGAUAGAACAGCAAUUGAAAAAGCCAUGGAACAGACGAAAGGCAGAUCUUCAGUCUGACUUACUCGCUCUUUUCAAGACUGGAGCUAGGUAUGAAUUCUUUGCUAUAUGGGAUGAUAACAUUCCUGAGCAGGUCAGAAGCAACGAUCCAGUCUGUAAGAAACUUGAGUUCUACCUCAACAUCUACUUUGCAAUAUUUCCGAUCAAAUACCAAAUGAUGACGGGCAAGAAGGGUCGAAUUAAGCUAGAUGAGGCAAUGGAAGAAUUCAAGAAGUAUUUGGAGACGGGUGGAGCAUCUUUGAGUCAGACGACAGAGUUCCUUCCGUUCUAUGCGCUACCAUUCGUACCUGAUCCUACCAAACAUCCCUCGUAUAAGGAACUCUUUCAAGACAGUUGGGUACCUGAUCUACAGGUACGGCUGGAGAAGUUUAUGGCUAUCACCCUCCCGGCUCACCCUCAACCAAGGUUGUUUGAACUCUAUCAAGAUAUGAACAGCAAGAACUCUGAGCAGCUGCAGAAACUACAGAAUGCCAUCGUAGAUGCAGAGAAACGCAAUAUGACAUACGUCAAGAGAUACAACAAAAUACAGGCGGAUUACCACAAUUUGAUAGGCAUUACGGCAGAACUAGUAGACUCAUUGGAAAGCUGUAUCAAAGGAAAAACGGUAACUCCUGAAUAUGUUCAGAUGGUAUGUCAAAGACUCUUCUCAAACCAGUUGAGUGAAUCGGUCGAUGUCACUAGACCUCCAACGGCUGCAUCAGUAUUGAAAGUCUCAAUGCAACCUCAACAUAGUACCAUUCCAGAAGAAAUAAGGGAUGCGUUACCUAUUCUGCCCUCGCUUGACUACAAGGUUGUAAGGAGAGACAUGGUAUCGGCUGAUGACAGGAGAAAGGCAUUACUGCUCCAAGCACUCAGAUGGCGUUUGACCCGUAGUGAGCCCGGUGAGCAGAGAGGUGAAGUCAUCUCGGCUUAUAUCAAGAAUGAUAUCUUAGGGUGUGCCCAUCAGAAUUCUCACAGGGAGAAGGUGAUAGAUAUUCUAACUGCUGCCUCCGAUGAAGUAGUGCAGCAAUACAUGGCUAGACUGUUCAAUGCAUUCGCUUCACUUUCAGUUGGAAGGACCUACCUUGGUAGAUAUUCUGAGAUUGUUAGUACUCUUCAGAGAGCCCUACAAUCUGAAGAUAAAGAUUCCAUUACAAGAGAAAAUGCCCUCGGCACUCUCCAGAAACUCAGUCUAAAGAGACAUCUCCAGACUUCCAUGAUAGAGGGCGGUAUAAUCAAGUGGUUGGUCAAAGUGCUGGAAGAUUCGGACUCUCUUUCGGACUACACCCUCGAGUACUCCAUAGCCUUACUUAUGAACCUGUGUUUGAGAACAACGGGGAAGAGAAAGUGUGUUGAAGACAAGGCACAGAUACUCAAUGUCAUCAGUGAUCUACUUGGUCAUGAAGAUAAUGAGAUACGACCGUAUGUGAAUGGCACCCUAUACAGCAUCCUCUCAGUACCAGAUAUCAGAGAAGAGGCAAAGUCUAUGGGUAUGGAGGAAAUCUUAAAAUGUUUCAUCAAAGAGGAUACACCAGAAAUGAAUAGACAAAUUCAUUUUAUUAUCAAACAACUCAAUUCAGAUGUGAUAGGAGAUGAGGUGGAUUCAGAUGAUGAAGACGAAGAAGAUGAGGAAGAUCAAGACCAAGAUGCCAUGGAAGCAGACCUAGAUAAAGCUGAAGUCAUCAAAGCGCAGCAAGGAGAACUCGUCGGAGAAAAACUGCUCAUGGCAUUCUAUAUGUGGGAUGGUAGAACAGCUUCUAGGAGUGGUAGCCAGCUUUCACAGAGACCUGCAAGUAAACAAAGUGUUGCAGAGCCAAAGCAUCCUGCUGCUACAAAUGGUCAGAUAUCUCGACCUCAGACGAGUAGUGGAAGUAGAGCCGGAUCAGCCCAAGCUCAACGUGCGGCCUCAGCCAAUGGACCACAAGCUGCAGCAGCAGGCGAACCAUCAGAAGAGAAUGAAUCGGAACCAGCUCACCCUCAUCCAAAUAAACAAGUCACACCGAUUAAAAAUAGAUUUACUGGAAAGGGUGAAGAGUAUGACAGUGCCUUCGGAAGUAAGCCCAAGAUUCCCAGAACACCAGAGCCUGGAAAGAGACCAGGCAGUAGGGGGAUGACUCCGCCCCCUCCUAUCAAAUCGUCUGAUUCUCCGCCUCCGAGUAGACCCUCUACAGCAACAAAUAGACAAAAGAAACGUAGUGCCCAUACACUUCCACCUGUGGAAAAUGUUGAAUUAGCAGAGAGAGCUGUUCCAACGUUGAGUCAUCCUCCCUCCAGAGCAGGUGCUGCAUCCAGGAGGCAAGGCAGUGCCGGAUCAUCAGGGAGGAAUAAGUGAGAUGAGAUGGUUUAGUUUUGAGGAGUGGACACCAACCGGGCUCACUGCUAGAUCAUUUGAGAUACAUCUAUCUAGGAGAAAGAAGGAAGGACACUGAUCGGAUCAGCUUACACCUGGCUUAUUGAUUCUUUGGAUUAAUCAGCUAUGCAGAAUGUGCGAUGUCAGACAUACACAAAUAUGUGCAGAAAGAUAACUGAUGAAUUUACUUCAAUAGGUCAUGAAUAAUUUAUUCAGAAAAAGAUGAAAUCCAAAUUUAAUUCAUGUAUUAUGAAGUAUUUGAAAAAUUCACUAUUUGAAAGUGAAGUACAUGUUUUUGAAAACUUUGAAAGUGAAAUGUGUAAUAGAUUUUAUAUCUGCCAAUGGCGGAGGUUUAAUCUGUGACUAUUUGCAGUCGAGAACCAAUGAGGUCUUUGUGGAGAAAAUCACUUUUUUUCCAAAACUGUGUUUAAACAUGUUUAAAUAACCAUCUGAAUGUAAUUUUUGCAGUGGUCAGCCACUCAUCACCCACCCCCCCCCCACUUUUUAAAACCGUUCCAUGGCCCCUGACAAUUCAUUGCAAAAUUAUUAUGUAAAUUAUUAUGUAAAUUAUUGCUAGGUUAUUUUUCUCACAUUAACAAUCAUGGAUUGGCUUGCUUUCAUAGCUUAAAUUGAUCUGUCAGCUGUGAUUUGCAAUUGAAGUUUACAAUCAAUCACAAUUUUUUUUUCUUGCAAACCCCCUAAUUUCUUGAAUAAUGUAUGUUUCGCAUCCUUUGGCAUGGCGUUUAUCUACAUUUGCCACUCUCCACCCAGGUGUAGUAAAUGGGUACCCGGUAGGAAGGAAUUCCUUGAAUGCUCAAGCAUCCAAUCAGGGUAGCUUUGCUAAAGCAAGUAUGCAAUGCUCAGAAACAUUGUAUUAAGCCUUAUGGGCAAUUCCAUAGGUUGGUGGACAUGAGCUCAAUGUGUCUUUGUACAUAUAGCCCAUCUGAACCGUAACUUGAGUAACCAUUUUAUCUGCACCCCUAGUAAAAACCAUGUCUUCUUUAUUUUUUUAAUUAUAUACAAAUUUGUCUCCCUAAUAUACUUCUUUGAAAUGGAUAUAAUCAACUUUCAUAAAAGCCUUGCAUGAGGACACUUUUCACUUAUGUCCACUUUUCAUUUUAUGCAUGUCCAAAUCAUGUAACAUGAGUAACCAACACGUUUUAAAGAUUUACCAGGAGCAUAAUGAAAUUUCCCAAGUUUUGUUUUUAUACAAAGGAUAGUCAGACUGCGUACUAUGUUGUGAUAAAGAGAUGUUUAGUUCCUAUCAAUAAUAAUGGAGUUACAGCUCCAAGUAUGAGUCAAGGUGUCUCCAAAUGUAACGUGAGUAACCGUGGAAUAGCCCUUAUGAUUAUUAUUACAAAGAAAACCAAUUAUCUCUUGCUGUAAGAUAGUGGGGUUGACUAGGGCAAUUUAUUUAACUGUCAAUCUUCAUAUGUAGAGUGUAUUCUUAAGCAUGUUAGUUCUUGCGAUUUUUGUACCGCAAUUGAAAGGGAUUUAGAUACUUUAUUUAAAUUGCAUAAUGUACAUUAUUUUGUGUGUGUGUGUGUGUGUGUGAAUUAAGGGUAGUGUAACUGUGAAUGACAUCACUUUGUAAUUUAUUUCAGAGUUAUAUACUAAGUCUAACUUCUUUUGUACAUUGUGGAAAAUCACUUUCCAGAUUAGGCAGGUUGCUUGAUAUUAUGUAAAGAAGUUCAGUUGUUAAACAAAUAUGUACAUGUAUUCUAAUUGUAACAUGUGGUUGCAUUUUGUGAACUAUCAUUAUCAUUCCAUAUUUGAGUUUCUGUAGAAUUCAAAAGUGACUUUAUUAGUAUAUCAAUGUUUCUUGGUAGACAGCCAAUAGUACCAAAAUAUAUUUAUUAUAAGGUUUAUUGAAAUAUAGGAUGGCUUGUAUUUCUGUAGAACACAUCAAAUAAUUGUUUAAUGAAGAGUGGGGGGAGGGGUGGCUCUCUACAAUGUUACUCAAAUCAAACUCAUGCACUUCAAGAUUUAGUGAAACGUGACCCACAUGUUUCACUAAUCAACAAGUACAUCGUUGGCUUCAUAUUGCUGAUACCAAGAUUUGGGAAUACUUUGAAAGAGAUGUAAUAGUGUUCCGCAUAUCAGUACCACCAAGGGGGAGGGGGGGGGUGGUGUCCACUUUCAUGUCAUGUACAUGGUAAACACCAUAGUUGUACACGGACAUUCUAAUGGGGUGGGGUGUCCUCUGUCAUUUUCUCAUGCAUGUACAUAUGAUGAUGGUGACAAUGAAUGAUGGUGAUGAUUUUGAUGAUGACGAUGAUGAUGGUGAUGGUGAUGAUGAUGAUCAUCAUGAUGAUGAUCAUAAUGAUGAUGACAAUGAUGAUAUUGAUGAUAUUGGCAGUGGUGAUGAUGAUGAUGAUAAUGAAAACCAGUACUUGAUUCUUGCUUGUUUGUAUUCAUUUAGAUGCAAAGUAGAAAGGUUAUUGUCUUUAGGUGCUACAUGUAAUAUAAAUGAAUGAUUAAUUGAUGCAGAAUGAAAUUUGAGUGACUUUUAUUUUUUACAACACUAAAAGAGGAAAUUAAAUAUGUACAAAAUAAGGUGAAGUUAUAUGAUGAAUGCAUGUAUGUAUGUUUCAAUGCCGUAUUAAUAUUAUUAGUAUGCAGAAAUCUACAAUUACUCACUUGAUUCACUCUUCACAGAUCGAACAGUGAUAUAAUUUGUAGAAUAUGUAUUUUUUCCUAUUUUUCAUUAUUUGUCCAAUAAUAGUCUGUUUUGAGCAGAAGUGCCAUGAUUAUUGAUAAUAAUGGGCAUUUGUAUAUGAUUACUCCAUGAUGAAAAAUACUUUAGUAGUACAUGUGUCUUCUUGUUCCAAUGUCUAUUUCAUUUUAGGGCAAUCACUAUGUAUUUGUAUAAAUAUAAAUGACUUUGCAAUAUUUUUUUUUCUAUUUUGUUUUGAUAACACUAAUUGAAUGCCGGAAAUAUGACAAGAUAGAUGUCAUAAAUUGCAUAAAAGAAUGCUGUAUGAUUAUGAUGUUACGUAUACUGUACAGGAGUACAUUUCUUGAUUUGCAGUUUUAUUUACUUAUUUUUAUGUCGGCUUUAGCUUUCCAUAGUUUGAAUUGUGUGCUCUACCAAACUACAUUUAUUACUAUAUAGAUUGUAUAACUUGUAUUGAUAUAUUCUUGUGAAGUUGUGUGACUACGGUAACUUCUCCCGUCCUCCAUAGAGUAUUAAUUUAGCCAUUGUCUUGCUUCUUAUGUCUUACAGUUUCAUUUUACAUGUUUUCGGUUGAGAGGUAGUACUAAUUUUUUUAGUCUGAA
Messenger RNA from Lytechinus pictus (painted urchin), 6092 nucleotides. Its product is annotated as lisH domain-containing protein ARMC9-like. Lineage: Eukaryota; Metazoa; Echinodermata; Echinoidea; Temnopleuroida; Toxopneustidae. The transcript has 26 exons. Gene Ontology annotation, molecular function: protein binding. Gene Ontology annotation, cellular component: ciliary basal body; centriole; ciliary tip. Gene Ontology annotation, biological process: cilium assembly. The coding region runs from base 279 to 2795 and encodes 838 amino acids. The record is from RefSeq and is a predicted model, not a curated record.